This is a messenger RNA of Fusarium venenatum, 810 nucleotides long. RefSeq lists its product as uncharacterized. Lineage: Eukaryota; Fungi; Ascomycota; Sordariomycetes; Hypocreales; Nectriaceae. The record is from RefSeq and is a predicted model, not a curated record.
AUGGCAGCCAGACGUUCACAGUUCGUCGACACCACAGCCACAGAGGCACCUGGGCUCUACUAUCAGGACCCAAGAUACAUCUACCAUGUUCCCCAGACUUCGCUCCGAAACAUGGCCCCCGCGCCUAUUCGUAUGACCGAAGAUUACUACAAUCAGACGUAUCCUCUUCCAGCAACUCCCCCAACCCCUUACAUUUUCAAUGCAUGUUGCCGCGGUCGUAGCCGCAGCCGCCGACGUCGUGCCUCGCGCCCCUCCAACACCUAUGAUAGCGAUGGCUCAACGGAUGGCUAUCCGUCAUAUGGAGAUGCCCAGCCGACCCAGCAAGGAGUAGAUCGCCUUCCGCCUCGAAUCGCUCUGAAACAACUCUCAGAUUUUCUUUACGCGGCUGCUAUUUUCUACGAUAAACAGCUCAACGAAUUCGCUCACAAGCAUUAUAAUAGCGGCUAUACUUCCAACAAAGCUCUUCGCCAGUUGCUAUGGAAGGACUGGAUGGGCCGACGCGACGAUGUCACGCUCGAAUCUUUUACGUCUACAAAGAUCAACACCACAACGCUGUUUCGCCAGGUCGAGGCAGCUGCUGAGAUGCCAUGGCUGGAGGAUCCAGAUAUCGAGGCACGGUUUAACUCCACCCUCAAGAUUCUACAGGGCAUGUGUUUUGAGAUUAUCAGAUUAGCUGGUAAAGCGACGAGUGAUUGGCAAGCUUGUCGUUUUCUGGCUGAUGAAUUGAACAAUGCGAGAUCGUAUGCCAGCCCUGAGGGGCCUGUUCAGCGACACUUGUUCAGUGGAUGGGAUAAGCCAGAGUCUUGGUGA